ACAAAACUCGUUCACGAUGAAAUUUGUAGUGCUCGCCCUUCUUGUCGCCGUGGCCUUUGCCGACCGGCUGUAUGAGGCCCCAGCUCGUGCUGCCUCCGACGAGAUCGCCAUCUUGAGGGACGACCGCGUGAUCGAGGACGACGGAAGGUACAACUUUGACAUGGAAACUGCCAACGGAAUCGUCAUGUCUGAGUCUGGCUCUCCUGGAGACGAGGGAGCCAUCAACAGUGCUGGAUCCUUCUCAUACACCGCUCCUGACGGCACGGACGUCCACCUCCAGUACGUAGCUGACGAGCGCGGCUUCCAGCCACAGGGUGACCACCUGCCAGUGGCCCCCGAGUUCCCCCACCCGAUCCCUCAGUUCGUCCUCGACCAGAUCGCCUUCGCCGCUGAGGAGGACGCCCGCAAUGCCCGUGGAGAGGUCUCCCGCUCCUAUGGUGCUCCUCAUGAUGACUGAAUAUAUUAAGCGAAUGUCUCUCUACCGCCGAUUUUCUGUUAUUUAUAAUUACAUAAUAAACUGACAGAUUAUACCAUCUGCAAUUGCAGACUAAGUCCUAUGUAUAGCUGUACAAAUAAAAAUGAUAUCUUA
Penaeus chinensis is the source of this 589-nucleotide messenger RNA. RefSeq names its product cuticle protein AMP1A-like. Lineage: Eukaryota; Metazoa; Arthropoda; Malacostraca; Decapoda; Penaeidae. The record is from RefSeq and is a predicted model, not a curated record. Gene Ontology annotation, cellular component: chitin-based extracellular matrix. Bases 17 to 457 code for a protein of 146 amino acids. Gene Ontology annotation, molecular function: structural constituent of chitin-based larval cuticle. The transcript has 3 exons.